UCUGUCCCUUCCCUCUCCAGCCCCCAGCGGGGAGAACCGUGAGGAACACCAGGGCGGUUGAAUGGAGAAACUGCUCCCGUGGGAUCACGACAGGUCAGGAGAGGAAGGGCUGGGAAACCAGAGCUGUAUGACACGCGUGCUGCUCCUGCCACACGGACAGCGGCACCGCGCUGCCGCCCCCGCUCCGCACACGUCCCGCUUCUGAAGGGCACGCCGGCGGGCUGAGGGCGGGGCAAGGGGGCGUGCCCGGAGCGGCGGCGAGCUGCGAUUGGCCGGCUGCGGGCGGCACGUGCUGCCGCGAGGCCGCGUCCGGGCGCCGCGGUGCCGCCGGAGCCGUUGCCGCCGUUGCCGUCGGGGCGAGCGGUCGGUGCGAGAGAGAGAGAGCGGGAGUGCGGGGCUGGCGGAGCCGGCAGCAGCCCUGCCUGCGGACGCGGACACAGCGCCAUGUGCGGGAUCAGCUGCGGGCCCUGCUGCGGACGGGCUCGGAACUUCUCCUUUCGGAAUCUGUCUGUUUGGAGAUGUUGGAGGAGACCAAGGAGGAGGACACCCAGGAGGAAGACACGCGAGGAAGAUGUGGAGUCUCUGCACAGCCUUGAAGAGACUCUGACCAAGCCAACCAAGGAAGAUGUGGAGAGUCCAGAGCGCAUUGAGGAGAGUCCAGAGCGCACUGAGCACACUCUAAGCAAGACAAGAGAGGAAGAUGUGGAGACUCCAGAGCACAUUGAGGAGAGUCCAGAGAGCACUGAGCACACUCUAAGCAAGACAAGAGAGGAAGAUGACGAGACUACAAGCAAGACAGCAGAGGAAGACGCAGAGACUCCAGAGCGCAUUGAGAACAGUCUAAGCAAGAUAACACAGGAAGACGCAGAGACUCCAGAGCACAACGAGGAGAGUCCAAGCAAGAUAAGAGAGGAACACGUGGAGACUGCAGAGUGCACAGAGGAGACUCCGAGCAAGCCAGCUGAAGAAGACAUGGAGACUCCACAGAGCCUGGAAAAGAAUGUGAGGAACCAACCUGGGGAAGAUGUGGAGGUUCCACAGAGCGUUGAAGAGAGCACAACUGAGGAUGGAGCUGAGGAAGCACAAGAAGGCGCUGUUGACUGUGACACCCUGAGAAGAGCGCAGAUCCAGCAGCCUGCCAGUGAAGGAGCAAGAUGGCUCGGGGCUGAAGGGGACCAGUUACCCGCAGAACACACUGUCAGCCCGCACGAGACGUGCAAAAGCAGGGCCCUGAAAGCUGGAACUUUGGAAAAGCUGGUGGAGACGCUUCCGACGGCAUUUGCAGAUAAUGAUUUUACAUACAUUAACAUCUUCCUCUCAACGUACAGGGCCUUUGCUUCCACCAGCACAGUCCUGGAGCUGCUCCUGGACAGAUACGGAAACCUGGAGACCUCGGGCUCUGAAGAAUGUGGAAACCAGAGUUCGCCCGAAUCCAGCACAGUGCUCAGGACUGCGAUCGCAUCGAUUUUACAAGCCUGGCUCGACCAAUGUGCCGAGGAUUUCCAAGAGCCGCCCGACUACGUGUGUCUGCUGAAGGUGCUGAGUUACCUGAAGAAGAACAUGCCCGGCUCUGACCCGGAGAAGAGGGCGCAGAGCCUCCUGGAGCAGUUCCAGAAGGAAGAACUGGAGAAUGAUGACGCGUUCCACAGCCUUUCUCCCUGCAACCUGGAUGACGACGAGGAACGGGACAUCAGCGGUGCAGGAGAAUUCUCAUUGUUCCAGGAAGACCUGGUGGCAGAACAGCUGACAUACAUGGACGCGACACUCUUCAAGAACGUUGUGCCCCACCACUGCCUGGGCUGCAUCUGGUCCCGCAGGGACAAGCAAGAGAACAAACAGCUGGCACAGAGCAUCAGAGCCACCAUCUCGCAGUUCAACGCCGUCACCAACUGCGUGGUCAGCACCGUCCUACAGACCAGAGAACUAACGCCACGGCAACGAGCGAAGAUCUUGGAGAAGUGGAUCCGUAUCGCACGUCAAUGUAGGAUCCUGAACAGCUUUUCGUCUUUGAAGGCCAUUGUUUCCGCCUUGCAGUCCACCUCUGUUUAUCGCCUGAAGAAGACCUGGGCCUGCGUUCCAAAGGACAUAAUGCUGAUGUUCGAAGAUCUUUCAGAAAUAUUCUCCGACUGCGACAACUUUGCGACGAGCAGGGAGCUGCUGAUGAAGGGAGUCACACAGGGCACGGUACCUUACCUGGGUACCUUCCUCACAGACCUCGUCAUGCUGGACACAGCCCUUCAGGACUAUCUCGAGGGCGGCCUGAUCAACUUUGAGAAGCGGCGAAGGGAAUUUGACGUAAUCGCCCAAAUUAAGCUCUUGCAGUCCUCAUGUAACAGCUAUUGCAUGACACGAGAUGAGAAAUUCCUGCAGUGGUUUAGGAGGCAGCGGCAUUUAAGUGAUGAGGAGAGUUUCCAUCUUUCACGGGAAAUUGAAGCAGCUGCUGACAAGAGCAUCGCAUCGGGCAGAGCUCAGAAGAGUGCGCUGAAGAGAUUCAGCCUGCCGUUCCUGGGCUUGGGGGUGAGCGCCCACAGCGCACCCGUCAACGCGCAGCCCAAACCUGCUCCAGGUGGGAGCUCUGGGGACAGCACCGUCACCAUCGUCCCUCCCACCGACACUGCUGAGGAGCCUCAGCACAAGUGCUCCAAGAAGUGCCCCGACUCUGUGACUCCCAUUACCGCUAAGGAAGCACCUCCAGUGCUGCCACUUUACAACCACCAGAACGGAGAGAGCUGCGUCAUCCGGACCAGCGUAGAAGAGGACAGCAGUGGCAACAUCUACAAGAGCAUCCUGCUGACUAACCAAGAGAAGGCUCCUGCUGUCAUCCAGAGAGCCCUGGAGAAGCACAACCUGCAGUGUGGCUCGGCUGAGGAUUACGAGCUGGUACAGAUCAUCUCCGAGGACAAAGGUGGGGAAGCAGAACUCUGCUGCUGCUGCUCGAACAGUUCUGCUGCAUUUUGACGGCAAGAGUGACACGCGAAGCGACGUCAGAAGCGCCACGGACACGUUGUCACAGCUGCCGGUGAGAAUAAACCCCUGAGGCUGAGUGGUGCGCCAACUGACGCUGGCUCUGCUCCCUCUCUUGCAGAGCUGGCGAUCCCACCCAAGGCGAACGUGUUCUACGCCAUGAACACCCAGGCCAACUUCCAUUUCAUCCUGAGGAGAAAAGCUGCAGCACAGGAGGAGCCUGCGCCUCAUAGACGUUAAUGGUUGAGCUUUGUAUCGUCUUUGAGCUUUGUAGAUUUACUGUUUAUAGUGUAAGUGUGUAAACUUCUUUUCCCCCAGUUUUAGUCUGGAGUUAAUGCAUUUUAAUAUGUGACCUGUAUAUAAUGUUUAAGCUUUGUAUAUUAUUUAAUAUUUAUGUUACAGGUAUAUUAACUUGUUUCCAGUUUUGUCUGCAGUUAAUGUAUUUUAACACUUGAUGUUUUUAUCCUAUUUAAUCUUUACAUACUGCUGUAGAAACAUUCAAUACUAUAUAACCUUUUUUCCACUAAUUUCUGCUUGCAGUGACUAUAUUUAAAUAGCUUAGCUUUAUAGAAUAUUUGAGCUUUGUACAAUAGUUAAUAUUUGUAGAAUAAGUACAUAAACUCUUUUCUACCAGUUUUAGUCUGGAGUUUAUGUAUUCAAAGGUUUUAUCUUUAUAUAAUAAUUAAUAUUUAAUAUUCUUAUUUAUUUUAAUUUAAUGUACUAAUAUGUAAUCUUUAUUGAAUAUGUACAUAGACCUUCCCCAAUACUUUUUUCUGAAGUUAAUAUAUUUUAAUACUUGAUCUGUAUAGAAUAUUUGAGAUUUGUAUAGUAUUUAAUAUUUAUAUAAAAAGAACAUAAACAUUUUUUUCCACGAGUUUUACUCUGGAGUUCAUAUAUUUAAAGGUUUUAUCUUUAGAUCGUAUUUGAGCUUUAUAUAAUAUUUAAUAUUUAUUUAAUAUUUUUAUUUAAUAUACUAACAUUUAAUCUUUAUUUAAUAUGUACAUAGACCUUCCCCAAUAAUUUUUGUCUGGAGUUGAUACAUUAUUUCAUCUUUAUAUAAUAUUUGAUCUUUGUAUAAUAGUUAAGAUUUAUAUGAUAAAUAUAUCAACUUUUUUCAACCACUUUUUGUCUGGAGUUAAUAUAUUUUAAUGUUUGAUCUGUAUAUAGUGUUUGAGCUUCAUAUUAUAUAUAUAUAUAUGUAUAUGUAUAUAUAUAUAUAUAUAUAUAUAUAAAAUAAAUAUAUAAACUUUUUUCCACCAUUUUUUUCUGGAGUUAAUAUAUAUUAAUAAUUGAGCUUUAUAUAAUACAUCAUCUUUAUUUAAUAUUUAUAUAAUAAAUACUUGAACUUUUUCCCACCAAUUCUUGUCUGGCUUUAAAAUAUUUUAAUAUUCGAUCCUUAUGUAAUAUUUAGUCUUUAUAUAUAUGUAACAUUUCUAUAAUAAAUAUAUAAACUUUUUUCCACUAAUUUUUGUCUGGAGUUAAUAUAUCUUAAUAUUUGAUCUCUAUAUCACAUUUAAUCUUUAUAUAUUAAUUAAUGUUUCUAUAAAAGUAUGUACACUUUUUUCCACUAAUUCAUCUCUUGAGUUAAUAUAUGUUAAGAUUUGAGCUGUUAUAUAAUACAUAAUCUUUAUUUAUAGAAUAAAUAUGUGAACUUUUUUCCCACCAAUUCUUGUCUGGCUCUAAAAUAUUUUAAUAUUCGAUCCUUAUGUAAUAUUUAGUCUUUAUAUAUAUGUAACAUUUCUAGAAUAAAUACGUAAAUGUUUUUCCACUAUUUUUUGUCUGGAGUUAAUAUAUUUUAAUAUUUGAUCUUUAUAUCAUGUUUCAUCUUUACAUAUUGUUUAAUGUUUCUAUAGAAGUAUGUAAACUAUUUUCCACCAGUUUUUGAUCUGGAGUUAAUAGAUAUUAAUAUUUGAGCUUCAUAUAAUACAUCAUCUUUAUUUAAUAUUUAUGUAAUAAAUACUUGAACUUUUUCCACCCAUUUUUGUCUGGAGUUAAUAUAUAUACAUUAAUGUUUGAUUUUGCGUUCUAUUUAGUCUUUAUCUAAUAUUUAAUAUUUAUAUAAUAAAUAUGCAAACGUUUUUCCACCAAUUCUUGUCUGGAGUUAGUAUGUUUUAAUGCUUGAUCUUUAUAUCAUGUUUGAGCUUUGUAUGAUAUUUAAUGUUUCUAUAAUAAAUAGAUAAACUCUCUCCCACUAAUUUGUGUCUGGAGUAGGUUAAUGUAUUUAAAUAUUUGAUCAUUUUGUAACAUUUACUCUCUAUAUAACCUUUAAUGUUUCUAUAAUAAACAUGUCAGCU
This is a messenger RNA of Columba livia (rock pigeon), 5258 nucleotides long. Its product is annotated as ral guanine nucleotide dissociation stimulator-like 1. Gene Ontology annotation, cellular component: plasma membrane. Bases 445 to 2958 code for a protein of 837 amino acids. The transcript is spliced from 17 exons. Gene Ontology annotation, biological process: Ras protein signal transduction; positive regulation of GTPase activity. The record is from RefSeq and is a predicted model, not a curated record. Gene Ontology annotation, molecular function: guanyl-nucleotide exchange factor activity. Lineage: Eukaryota; Metazoa; Chordata; Aves; Columbiformes; Columbidae.